Molecule: messenger RNA, 2376 nt
Organism: Odontomachus brunneus
Lineage: Eukaryota; Metazoa; Arthropoda; Insecta; Hymenoptera; Formicidae
Exons: 10
Coding region: 303-1634 (443 amino acids)
Cellular component (GO): membrane; endoplasmic reticulum
Molecular function (GO): chloride channel activity
Source: RefSeq, a predicted model, not a curated record
UGUUAUUGAGUUGUACUACUCAACUGUAGGUUCGCGGAAAGACACUAUUUGCGUUUUUUGCAGGAAAAUUACAUAAUUAUUAUUUUGUAUGUUAAGUAAAAUAAAAUAAUAAAAUGAAAAAAUAAAAUAACCGAUCUUUUAACGAGUGGAAAAAUCGAAUAUCGAUUCAUCGUCGAUUAUCGCUCGUCUCUAACCUAAAAUCUUAGAGAAUCGAGGGAUUUUUAACGUUGUUUAAAAUGUAGUGGAGAUUCAUAUUCCUGCGACAGUUUCGAAGAGCGCGUGAAGACAUUCAAAGUAUCAUCAUGCAGUUUCUUAGAUCAUUAAUAUAUCUUGUAAUAUUGCUGUGUACAUUUUUUUUUAAUGUUUAUUGCGACGAAAUGAACGUGGUUGAUGAUGUCACGCAACCUCCCCAUGAUCUUGAAAAAAUAAACUCUUUCUUUUAUAAAUCUGAAGAGGAGUUAAAUAGUCCUGUGACACAAGAAAGUAGUGAUAAUAAAUACUUUAAAACAAUAGAACCAUGCAGCUGUAAAGAAUCAGAUGAACGUAUUACUCAAGAAACAGUAUUUUACAAACGUAUGGUUGCUGUGUUAUUGUCAAAUCUAGUCAUAGAGAGAGUUGACGACAAAUUAAUAGGAACGCUCAGCAUGGAAGCAUCUUCUUCAGAGUUCAAUUACCUUCAAAACUUUGUGGAGGGUCAAGGUUCUAUAAAAGAAGUUGACAGGAUACUUGAUAAUAUAAUAAAACAAUCUCAUUAUCCAGUGAGUUACUAUGUGUCUGAAAUGUCUUAUUACUUCGGAGUACUGUCAGAAUUAUUGAUCCAGUGUACAUCAGUUAUAAAAGAACAUUGGGAUAUAACUAUCAUCUCGCUCAUAGUUAUAUCUAGUUUUCUAAUAUUGAGAAAACGACAGUGGUCUCGGAGCUUGGUUAUCUUUCUGCUAUUCGAUGUUAUAGUCGUGGCGAGUUUCUUCAUAACUUGGUGGCGACUUAUACAAGAAGCAGAGAUCAAGAUAAUGGCGGCACAAGCGCAAUUUGCCGAAAUGCCUAUUGCUUGUCAGCCGCACAAGAUGGGCAUAUUGGAUAAAAUAGUUGCGUCAUUUUCGCGUACGAACGAAUGCGAAAAGUAUUACGAAGCCCUUCUGGCCAAUCCAAAACUGCAAGUAACACCUAUGAUUGCAUUGACGCAUUUUCUUUCUACAGUCAUCUUUUAUCCUUUGUCGUACUUUGGGAUUGUUAUGUCUGAAUUUAUAGAGAACGCUACUAGUAAGAUGAACGUCUUCUAUGCUGCCCCCGUCACUUUCCUCCUUUACGUAACUUUUUGUAUAUGCUUGAUAUUAUUGCCGUUUUCCCUGAUAGGCGGGUCCUUUAAUUUUGGUAUCGGACCAUUCUUCAGGUUUGGUAUAAAUGGCAGGGAAAGGCAAGUAAACCAAGAACGCAUUGAUCGAAUUUAUGAGAAUACUUCGCAAAUUGAAGGUGCAGAACAAGUGAAACAAUUGAAAAGUUCAGAAAAAAUGAAGCAGAUCACAUUGGAGCAAGAUCUUGCUGGAGGCGAUGCAUGCGACGACAAGCAUCAUCUAGAUGAGAAACAAGAAGUUAAGGAAGUUAAUGAGAAAAAAGAAGGGGAUGGUGAUUGCUAACAAUAACUCUUCUUUUAUUGUUACAUUUAGUAUUUUUUUUAUUUUAUUAUUAUAUAUUUGAUAUAUUGCUAAAUUAAGAAGGCUAUUCAUAAUAUUCUUACCACUUUAUUUUUAAGAUCGGUGAUAAUAUAUGUAUUUUGUUAUUAUGCUUGAAUUGUAACAACUCAAAUAGUACAGAUCUCCUUAAGAUCUCCACAGGAGAUCUUAAAGACAUUUUGAGAAUAUCUCCAGAAUAUCCUCUGGGAAUUUUGUACUGUGUGGGAAUAAUCAAAUAUCUUAUUUGUAACAUAAAAAGAUAUUAAUAUUUGCAUUAAAAUCGAUUAAUUUAUUGUAUUCAGUAUGAAAUUUUUUAAUGUGUUCGGAAAUGUUUGUAAAAUUCUGUAUAUCAUUGUUCUAAGGUUGUGUAUAUCAUUGUUCUAAGGUGUCUCGUACUUAGUGUAACACUAUAAGUUUGGUAACACUAUGAGUUAGUUUUUUAGAAAUUUCGCCGUCUUUCUAUAACCUGUGGAAAACAAUUUACUUUCUGUAAACUGUGAAUCUUAGAUAAUGAAUCGUUCGUAUAGAGUACUUUGAGAAUUAUAUUUUUAUACUAAUCUUGCUGAUUGCUAAGUUAAACAUAAACUUUAUAUUUAAUUAACGUGGUUACGUAAGAUAAUAAUGGCCGCGCUGUUAAUGUUGCGUACGCGCAACCAUUACUUUAUGUUAUCCGAAUACCUCAUUAAACACAGCAUUGACUAAUUAA